This is a messenger RNA of Motacilla alba alba, 3449 nucleotides long. RefSeq names its product testis-specific gene A8 protein-like. The transcript has 2 exons. The record is from RefSeq and is a predicted model, not a curated record. The coding region runs from base 43 to 780 and encodes 245 amino acids. Lineage: Eukaryota; Metazoa; Chordata; Aves; Passeriformes; Motacillidae.
GAUAGGGAUAGGGAUAGGGAUAGGGACAGGGAUAGGGAUAGGAUGCAGCUCCCGGCUCUGUGCUGCGGGGCCCCCCCGCUGCUGCUCGCUAUACCGCGGCAGAAGCGCAGGCGGCCGGCGAGCAGCGCAGUGCGGAGGUUCGUUCCCUGCAGGACCUGCUGCAGUCGCUGCGGCAGCUCCGGGAAGAGGAAGGGGAUCCGAGCCUGCGAGACGGCUGAGGACGGCUCCGAGUGGGAGCUGCCGGGGGAGGAGAGCGUUCGGGCGGGGGCUCCGCUCCUGGCCUCAGACCUCCCCAGCCAGCGGAGGGACAGGGCCAGCGGAGGAGCCUCCUGUCCUCCCUCAGACGGAGACGCUUCUCCUGCUGCUGCGGGACGAGGCUGGAGAGGAGCGGCGGCAGCGCUGCAGAGCCCGCAGCGAGGGCGGAGCGGGGCAGCCCCGGAGCUGCCGCUGUCGCCGGCUGAAAGCCUCGGAGCGGCUUCCCCCGAGCUCUCUGCGCUUCUUUCUGGGAUUUCUGGAGCAGAUGGAGAAGCUGAAGCCGGGACCGGCCCCCAUGUGUCUCCUGAUUCUCCGGGCUGGCGUUCAGCAGCCGUACCACCAGGCUGCCCUCAUGCCCGCCACGGCAGCGGGGUACGGGGCAAUAAACUUUGUGCCAAGCCUACAGCGCCUUUGUUGAGAGGGUUUUUUGGUUUUUUUUUAUGGUCACGGUUCAGCAGAUGGUCAGAGGAUACAGAAACCCCCCCAGAGCGCUCCUCUCCCUCUGCUCUAAGGGCGCUGUCCUGACCCUGGCCAGAACAUCCCAGCCGUUCGGGAAAGCCUUCGGCUGGAGGGUGGCAGCAGCAGGAAGGAUGGUGCUCGCAUCCUUCGGGACUGUGUCAGUGACCCUCCACGCUGUACUGCAGUGGCACUACCGGGCACCGCUGCCAGACCUGGGACCGUGGCAGGGAGCCAGCGUGACUUUCCCGAUGGCUUCACUGCUGCUCCCAGGGAAUCCUCCCCGGAGGUGGGCACGGGGCUGGGGGCUAAUUCCAGGCAGCGUCCUACACACGCUCCUGUGCCAUGGGCUAAGCCGCUGGUAUCAGUGCCAGGCUUGGCACGGCGCACCGGCAUAGGGGGACUAGGACCGAGGGGCUGCACGGCUUUAAAACACACCGGCUGGCGGCUGCCCUGCAGGCAAAGGGCCGCCAGGGCUUCAGCACCUGGGACAGACGCCAACGCCCGCACGCCGGCCCCGCCGGGCUGCCCUCGCCGGCCCGGGGCUCCCCGCAGCCUGCACCGAGCCUGGACGGUCCAGCACAGAGAUAAUGCAUCACGAUCACCGCGAGAAACGAGCCAUGUUUAGGAUGAAAAUGAAUUUCCCCCUUUGGAAAAAGUGAGGCACUACUUAAUUGCAGGAUGGCCACUCCAGACAUUUUUACAUUUCUGUUUUGAUUCUUGUCUGAUGGCCUCAUCGAUUAAUUUCCUUCUCAAUCUAUCAUGCAGGGAAAGAGAGCCUGGGUGAGUGUGGCAUAGUUUUGUCAAAGGUUUUGGCACUGGGAGAUGAAAGGAAUCCACAUCCAGCCUCUUCCUCAGAACAGGAGGCUCUGUACAGACAGCUCACACUCCCCACCCAGAAUGGCAGCAGGAGAAUGGACACAGUGGAAGGAUGUGCAGCAGGUCAGGGCAGCACUUAAGGCAGGUCUAUCCAUCAGCAGAUGGAACCCACAUGGUGCCAACCCCCAGGGUUAUGGUCCUUACCCUUACAGGGCUGAAAAACAAGAACACAAAAUCAUCUUGCUGGGGAAGGGACAAUGUCACCUCAGCUGAGCUGUGUCCAUCCUCCUCAUCACAGGAUCCACACACAGGCUGCCAGCAGCAUCUCUCUGAUCCGAACAACCAGAGCUGCUCUAACAGAGCCUCCUGUCACCACACCUCCCAUCCCACACCCUGGGAAGCGGGGGAAAUGUGCCAGAUUCCCAGCCCUAAAACCAGUCACAGUAAGCUUUCCAGAAGAACCUGCUGUGCUGUUAAGGCAGAUGUUUUACAAGGGAAAUGCCCAGCUGAGCACGGGCAAUGCCUAGAUCUUGACUCUACUGCUGGGCUAUAAAGCCUAAAGUCCAUAUUAAUUUACCAGGGUGAUAAGACGGAGAUAAACAAGUGACUUUUAUAGCUUAACAAUGAUGAGCUGAGUUCUGACAUUUCACACUCCAUUUGCUUUGGCAGAACUGCAAGAUGGAUAAUCCAGGGCAGAAUUUGGCUGUGAAAAUACAACUGCUACUGCGCCAGGCAGCCAUUUUAUCCCACCUCUACACUUCACUACAUUGUACAUGAAUAGAGCACAAAAGCUUCCUGUCAGGAAGCUUUUUAGAAUACUUUUUUAGAAAAGUAUUGUCAGGGCUGAAGUCAUGCUGCUGCAUCUUAUUUAUCUGCCAUGGAACACAGAAGGUGAAGAAGAAUGAACCAGUAAAGAAAGGACGAUCUUGGGGUCUGACUUAAUGACUAAAAUCCUGGACAAUUAGAUUGUUUCACAGGGACAGGUCACUCAAAGCAAAAUAAAAUAUUUCACAUCUGAGAUUAAUAUUGUGUCCCUCCAUUUCUGCUGCUGGGUUUGUGCCCCAGGGGCCACUGUACAAAAAGAAAGACAAAAAAAAGACACAAAGGAAAUCUCAGAGCAAGCUACAAAAUGUUUUUGUACAGAGAGCACUAGAGAAUAAGUAGUGUGUAUGUGGGGGUGUGGGGUGUGAAAGGAAAGAAACAAAAUACAACAAUAACCAAGUCUAAUUAUCUUAAAUUGGACACUCAAAAUUAAUGAAUAAUUCUGGUUUAUCUUUUGCAGUUUACAAAACAAAGUAACACCUUAACACAAACAUUCACAAACCAAGAGCAGCAGGAAGAGAAUAUUUGUAACUACUACCGAAUUAUACAGACACUGCAGUAUAGAAUGUUAAUUAUAAAAAAUAAGCUAUCAGGAUCUUAAUUCUUUUUUAAAAGCACAAAACAAGAAAGUGUUGGAUUACACAAUAAAAAAUUACACAGAAAAAUAGUAUUGCCUUUAUGUUCUGAAAAAAAUAAAGCAUUGAGGAAACCCAGAGAGAGCUCUUAUAAUAAAGGGCUUCAUCAGAACAUACAGAGAGUUGGGCUGACUUCAGGCUAUAUUAGGAAGAAGUAGCAUUUCAGCGUGACUUCACAACCUUGAGAAUGUCCUUUCUAGUAUAAUUUUGGUAGCUGAUCAUGUGAGCAGUAUGUGCACAUGUUUGUACAUAAACACCAUGUUAAGACAUUUAAGACAUGGGAAAUACUUUAUCAUUCUAUUAUUAUUUUGAAAGCGUACUCAGGAGAUUCUUUCAAGAUCUACGUUCAUAUGAAAAGUCAACAAAUUAUUACGAGACUGACAUUCAACUUACUCCUACAUUUGUUGUUGUUUCAAUUUAAAAUAACAAGAAACAUUAGGGAAAUGCAAAAAAAAAAAAAAA